AUGGUCAAUACCGUGCUCGACAAGAUCAUCUACUGCGGACUAAUCAGCCAGCUUCUUAUUGGGAUGGCAUGGGGCGUCCUGGGGGGGGAUUUGUUAGAGUUGAGUGUUCAGAAGUCGAUCCAGCAGCUGGGAUACCUUGGUCUUUUGCUGCUUGUUUAUGAGGGUGGUCUAUCAACUUCUUUCUCCCAGCUGAAGUCAAGAUUUGUCUUUUCCGCUCUGGUGGCCAUCACCGGAGUCGGUGUCCCUAUGGGUCUCUCUUUUGUUCUGAUGACUCUCCUUGCCGCAACUCCCCUGCAGGCCUUCGCUGCGGGCGCGGCGCUCUGUUUGACUAGUAUAGGUACCACAUUUACUGUUCUUUCCACCACGGGACUGCCAAGACGCGCCUGGGUGUCGUACUGGGCAGCGCCGCCAUGA
Messenger RNA from Aspergillus chevalieri, 414 nucleotides. RefSeq lists its product as uncharacterized. The coding region runs from base 1 to 414 and encodes 137 amino acids. The transcript is spliced from 2 exons. Gene Ontology annotation, biological process: proton transmembrane transport. Gene Ontology annotation, molecular function: antiporter activity. NCBI's taxonomy places the organism in Eukaryota, Fungi, Ascomycota, Eurotiomycetes, Eurotiales, Aspergillaceae. The record is from RefSeq and is a predicted model, not a curated record. Gene Ontology annotation, cellular component: membrane.